Messenger RNA from Crotalus tigris (Tiger rattlesnake), 1120 nucleotides. RefSeq names its product mitochondrial ribosomal protein S26 (gene MRPS26). Bases 146 to 766 code for a protein of 206 amino acids. The record is from RefSeq and is a predicted model, not a curated record. Lineage: Eukaryota; Metazoa; Chordata; Lepidosauria; Squamata; Viperidae. The transcript is spliced from 4 exons. Gene Ontology annotation, cellular component: mitochondrial small ribosomal subunit.
GGUCGGGGGGCGCGGAAAAGAAAAAGGGCGCUGUUUUUUUUCUGCUCGCUCUUCCUCUCGCGGUGGGCAGGACUGCAUUUCCCGGCGUCCCUGGCGGCCCUUCCGGUUCCCGUCCCCGAGGCGCUGGGCCCGCGUUUCCGGUCCGAUGCUGGCGGCGGGGUUGCGGGGCCUUCCCGGCCGGGCCGCCCUACUGGGCCGCGGCGCCCCGAGCCUGGUGCCCUCCCGCGGCCGCAAGACCCGCCGCGACCCUCCGGCCAAAUCCAAGGCGGACCGGAUCAAGGUGCCGCCGCCCGUCGACCCGGCCGAGCUGCUGGUCGUCCUCGACCGCUACGAGCAGCACCGGCGGGUGGUGGCCGCCCUCAGAUUUGAGAUGAUGGAAGAAAUAAAGCAUAAAAACUACGAUUUCAUGUUCGGAGAAACGGCGAAGAAGAGGAAUAAAGCUGAGCAAGAGGAGCAUCAAGGUCUCAUGGCCUUGAACGAUGCCGAAAAUAAGCGUUUACUCGAGCGGAGGUUGGAGCGUCUCCGGAAGGAGGAAAUACAGGAGAAAGCCCGCAAGCUACAAAGUGACCAAAACAGGGUGUCCUUGCGGGAGAAAUCCCUCAAGGAGAAAGAAAUGGAAGUGCUUCGCUUACAGGAAGAAUCCAAGAAUUUCAUCACCCUUGAAAACCUGGAUCAGCGGAUCGAGGAGUGCCUGAACAAGACCCAGAAUUACAAUUUCGCCGUCGAUAAAGACGGCAGGAUAGUUAAGAGGACCGCCAUGCAAUAACCAACUCUUGGAGGAAGGACACUUUCCAUCCAGAUCCGAGGUUUGCCAUGAGUGAUUGCACACGCUCCACCCCAUCAGCAUCGCUACCCUCAAAACGGGGAGUGGCAGAUAAUUCAUGCUUUCCAAACGGGGCGAAUCUGGUUUUGCAGCUGUUAUAACGGCCCUUUUGCAGAAAGAAAUGGAUCCUCUUCCGAGAUUUUGGGUUUUUGAGCAUCUCAUCCUCCGUCGUUUCUGCGUUUUUAAGAACCCCGAUCAGCUUUUGAUCCUGUCUCUCUUUUCUUUGAAAAACAACUGACCUAUUAGCUAGGUUUCUCUGGAUUGCUCAGAAAUUAAACGCAGUAUUUUAUUUUCUGG